CUUUGUUACACUUUUUGUGGUACAUAUCCUUCAAAACCAUCUUUGAAGAGCCUCUGUAUAAGAAGCAUCAUCAGUAACAUUUGUCUUCUGCGCGAGAGUAGAGAGCCGGAGUGAGCUUGAAGAAGGUUGCGAAACCCUAGAAUCGGUGAUUUUCAUGGAGAAUCUCUCUCAUUCUCGGCAUCCAAACAGGCCCGUACCCUCGCUCUCGAAGAAGGCCUGCAAUGGUGGCAGCGGCCUCGGUUCCGGUCCCAGCAAGGCGGCGGCAACCACCAAGUACAACGAGUUUUCCGGCGGUCCGCCGAGGUUCGGAGCCCCGACGCAGUCUCCUUGUCUCGAGGACUACUGCGAGGUUUUCGGUGGCGUCAUUGCCUCACGCGCCGCCGUCUCCUCGAUUCCGAUGCUCGAUCUUCCACUCGUCGAUGACAGAGAUGUAUACUUCGACGUCCGGAGCCCGGGUUUUGACUACCGCGAGGUUUUCGGAGGGUUCGAUGACUUCGAUUUCGCGCCGUCGUAUGAGGAACUGUUGAUGGAUCGGUCUGAGGUUGGUGAAGAUGAUUCCUCCGACGAAGCUUGGACUCCUGCAGAAAUGGAAUCUCUAUCGGGAGAGACAGAACAUGCAGGCAAAAGCCCUUGCUUUACCAAUGGGAGAGAUUCAUAUGAGUCAAUCGAUGGCAGCACCACCGAGUUCAACAUCUCUUACAAUGUAACCGGACAGAUAAGCUACUCAAAUAUGUUCAGUGGGGUGACACAUGUAGCAGGUUUAGGUUCUGUUCCUGGUUACACCUUUGCAAUUGAUGAAAUGGAAUAUGCCGGUGAAACAACAAAGCUCAAGAAGAAAUCCCAGUCCUUCUUGGUCCGUGGAGAUACUAGUGGGUAUCCAUUUGGAAAUGAAGGGAGGAACCAAAAACACUACGGCAGAGCUGUAUCUUUUCCUAGUGAGCCGUUUGUUACUGUUUCUGAUAUUGAUUUGAAGACUAAACCAUCUGAAGUACCGCCGCCUUCAAGACCACCUCCUCUGUUAAAGAGGGAUUCUAGUAGUUCAGCUUCUAACUGUAGAACAACUGUGUCUGGAGGUUCAGCGGACUGUAAUUCUCCAUCAUUCUUUGAUGCGGAAGCUGAUACAAGUUCUGCUGCUGUGAGGGAAGUAAUGGAAAAAGCUAAGGCAACAGUAAAAAGUGCAGAGGAAGUUUUGGAAGGGAAGAAGGAUGGGGCACGAAUAACCGUGAAGCCAAGCCCAGCAAAUGAAAGAAUGACUGAGGAAGGGAAAUUGAGUGUCGAUAACAUGAACUUGCCAGUUGAUUGGCCUGAAGUUGAGAAAAAUAAUAACGUGUCUAAAAAGUCCUCAGAGGAUAAGCAUGGAAGGAAAUCUCUACCAAUGCAAGGGUCUGCCAGAUUUGAUGGAAAUGAUGAAUGGAAAGAGGCUACACAAUUUUUUGAACUUGUGAGAACAGAAGAACCGAGAAAUGCUGAUGAGAGUAGUAGUGGCAACGAUGUUUUUUUGCAUCGUAAUGCAGAGUUUCCUGAGCAGAAUCAAACGCGGGCAACUAAGAGUGAUGUGGAGAAACUAAAAGAAAGGAGAGCAGUAGGAGACAUGGGGAAACACGAAGUCGAGAAGUUGUUAAAGAACUAUGGAACAACAGAAGUAGCAUUUGACCGUGAGAGUCAUGAGAAGAUGAGGCUCCCAGAAAAGGUUCUUCAAGAGGGGAUGGAGGAGAAAUUAAGAAAUGUUGUGAUGCAUGCUGAGGCAGAAAACAAGUUACCUGACCAUGGUGGGUCAGAGAAACACGAAAAUCUUUUAAAAUUUGAUCGAGAAGGAAACAGGCUCUUGGUUGAUAAACAUGCAGAGCAGAAGAAAGAAUUGCAUUAUGAAGAGAUUAAUAACCACAUAGAAAAGGAACAGGAAUAUGUGUUUGAGUGGGAACAUAGUGCGAGAAAGCUCAGGGAGGCUCUUGGUCUAGCAGAUAAUGAAAGCAUGGUAGAGAUGUCCCUGGAACCAAAUGAAGAUCGUAAGAAAUCGAGAAUGGCUGAUGGGAUGGAUGUGAAUGAGAAGAAGCUGAAGAAGGCCUUGGAGGAGCAGAUAGAAGAUGAAAAUCGGAUGAAGGAAGCUCGAGAAAAGGAAGAGAACGAGAGGAGAGUGAGUGAGGCUCUUGAGAAAGCAGAAAAUGAGAAAAGAGUGAAGGCAGCUUUGGAGCAAGAAAAGAAGGAAAGAACACUAAGGGAGGAGCAGCAGUCAAAAGACGCUUUUGAAAAGGAAGAGAAGAACCGUAGAAUGAAAGAAGCUCAUGAGAAGGCAGAGCAGGAGACGAAACUUAAACUAGCUUGUGAAGAGGAAGAACAUAAAGGGAAAGUAAGAGAGGCUCAUGAGAAGGUAGAGCUGGAGAGGAGGCAGAAAGAAGCUCUUGAACAGGAACAGACGGAAAGACAUUUAAAGGAGGUUCAGGAGAGAGAAGAGAAUGAGAGGAGAGCGAAGGAGGCUCUUGAGAAAGCAGAGAGAGAAAAGAGGUUGAAACAGGAGCGAGAAGAGAAUGACAAGAAGCUGGAAGAAGCUAUGGAACUGGAAGAAAAAGAAAGAAAUCUGAGAGAAGCUAGUGAAGGGGCAGAGAAUGAUGAGAGAUUGAAAGAGGCUCAUGAACAAGAAGAGAUGGCAAGGAGACAGAUGGAUGCCAAGGAAAGAGAAGAAAGUGAAAACGACGAGAAACAAGAUGAUUGCAGGGGACAAGAAGAUAAGGCAAGACUGGAAGAGGUUACCGAGAAAGCUUCUGGAAAAGAAUUUUUGAGAGGGAGCCUCGGAGAAACUAAGCGAGAGGAUGAGGGAGGAGACAGCCAUGAAACACUGUAUGAGGUACCUGCAGAAGAAGAUGACCCAGGGCAGAAAGAGAUCAGAGACAGGCCUGAUGAAACUUGUUCAUGGAAAGAUUUUGAGAACAAGCUGAAAGAUGCUAGUCAAGAAGAGGGCUUGGAAGAAAAUGAUGGAGAGAAAACAUCACAAAAAGCUGCAGCUGAAGAGGAGAGAGUAAAAAAUGUGGCUGUUGAUGGAGUUGAUUGUGACCAAAGAGAUAUGGAGGAAAGCAGGUUCACAUCAAACCCAGGAAAUAAUGAAAGCAAGCUUGAUCAUCAACAAGAAGAACAAGGAAGUAGCUAUCAUACCCUAGCUGGUCUAAAUCAAGACGUAAAUCCAGAAAAACCUUUGCCCUCUCGAGUCAUCAAGGACUUUGUCGAUACUACAAGAAAAGAGGCAGUCCAAAACAAUGCAAGUCAGUCUACAAGAAACAAUAGCCGAAAUCUCGAUGAAGUAUUCGCUCAACAACGCAAGAAAGAAGCCGAGAGAAUAAAGCGAGAAAGAGAGCUUCAAAUGGAGCAACUGAGAAAAACAGAAGAAGAGCGGGAAAGAGAGAGGGAAAAGGACGGAAUGGCCUUUGAUCACAGAGCAUUGACUGAUGCCCGCGAAAGGUUGGAGAAGGCAUGUGUCGAGGCCAGAGAGAAGUCAUUGCCCCCCGUUGGUGCUGCUUCAAGAUAUCAAAACCCUUCUGCAUGUGCCGGUACUGUUGGUGAAUCACCUCGAAGAUAUGUAUCGAGGCUGGAAAGGCACCGCCGAACAGCCGAGCGCGUGGCCAAAGCCUUGGAGGAGAAAAACAUGCGUGAUCUCGUUGCUCAGAGAGAGCAAGCAGAGAGAAAUAGGUUAGCAGAAACCCUAGACGCUGAAGUUAAGAGGUGGUCAAGUGGGAAAGAAGGGAACAUACGUGCAUUGCUCUCAACGUUACAAUAUGUUCUUGGACACGAGAGUGGGUGGCAACCUAUCCCCUUGACGGAAGUCAUAACUUCAGCAGCUGUGAAGAAAGCUUACAGAAAGGCUACGCUUUGUGUUCAUCCGGACAAAUUACAACAACGGGGCGCCAACGUUCAGCAGAAGUAUAUAUCCGAAAAGGUUUUCGAUCUUCUCAAGGAGGCCUGGAACAGGUUCAGCUCGGGAGAACCGUAGCUUGGACUUGGAGUUCGACACUGCAAGCUCCGUUGAAUCAUUCUGAUUUUUCUUCUCUAUAAUAUGUACAUAUAUUCUUUCAGUUUAUUACUCUCGGUCUGGUCGUCACGCAAACCGUAUUCUCGUUAAUGUAUAUACACAUUGCAUUGCAUAUACGGAUCUAUCAUGGGUAUGUCUACAUUGUAUGACCAUGUAUAUGACAUCAUGAAUCCAACCAAAAAUAAUUAAAAUCA
Molecule: messenger RNA, 4212 nt
Organism: Tarenaya hassleriana
Lineage: Eukaryota; Viridiplantae; Streptophyta; Magnoliopsida; Brassicales; Cleomaceae
Product: trichohyalin
Exons: 8
Coding region: 155-3979 (1274 amino acids)
Biological process (GO): clathrin-dependent endocytosis; clathrin coat disassembly
Cellular component (GO): intracellular membrane-bounded organelle; cytoplasm; vesicle
Molecular function (GO): clathrin binding
Source: RefSeq, a predicted model, not a curated record